Polypterus senegalus (gray bichir) is the source of this 5196-nucleotide messenger RNA. It is a transcript of the gene glt8d2, whose product is annotated as glycosyltransferase 8 domain containing 2. The record is from RefSeq and is a predicted model, not a curated record. The transcript is spliced from 11 exons. Gene Ontology annotation, cellular component: Golgi apparatus. Gene Ontology annotation, molecular function: glycosyltransferase activity. Lineage: Eukaryota; Metazoa; Chordata; Cladistia; Polypteriformes; Polypteridae. Bases 384 to 1466 code for a protein of 360 amino acids.
GAGCAGCCCAAUCUCAGAGUCAGAGCUGUGAAGUUUAAUACAAUACUCUGGGGAGGCUGAAAGCAAGAUUGAAAACAUCUGGAAAUAUUUCCUGUAACCUAUCUGGCAGCAAGCUUACUGCCUCACUGCACGCGCAUCAAAAGUCUGAAAAAGAAGCAAAAAAAGUGCAGAUUGUUUUGAGCUCAGAGCUGGAUGAGGGACUGCAUGCAGAAAAUAGUGAAGAAGUCAUUUUCACUUCCUGACAGGCUACAAGAGGUUCAAAUCGGGGUGAGAGUCAUCAGCUUUCUUCAGCAUUUUGAGUGUUACCAUGGAAGAUCCCUGGUGUUGGCUCAAAACCUGACCAACUAGAAGCCAUAAAGACUUUUGCAAAAGUUAAUGACAAAAUGGCGCUCUUGAGAAAAGUGAACCAGAUUCUGCUGUUGCUGCUCAUUGCAAUGGUCUGCCUCAUCUUCUACAACAAAGUCCACAACAAGGCAUUGCGGAAAAAUAUAAAAGCAGGUUUUGCACCUGCCUUUGAAAAUACUACAGGGGAGGAAGAGGAGGAAGAGGAGGAGGAAGAAGAGGUCCCUGUGGUCAUCUGUGCAGCUGAGGGUAGAAUUGGUGCCACCAUAGCUGCCAUCAAUAGCAUCUACAGCAACAGUGAUGGAAAUGUGCUCUUCUAUAUCGUGGCAAUGGCUAACUCUCUCCAGCAUGUCAGAAAGUGGAUUGAGAAUUCCAAACUGAAGAAAAUUAAAUUUAAAGUAAUUGAAUUCAAUCCGAUGGUACUGAGAGGCAAAGUGAGAUCUGACUCCUCAAGGCCUGAGCUCCUGCAGCCUCUGAACUUUGUCCGCUUCUAUCUCCCACUUCUCAUUCUGAAACACGAGAAGGUCAUCUACCUGGAUGAUGAUGUCAUUGUUCAAGGUGAUAUCCAGGACCUGUACGACACUAAGAUUCAGCCGGGCCAUGCUGCGGCCUUUGCGACAGACUGUGAUCUCCCUUCCACUCAUGAAAUGGUGAGAAGUAUUGGGAUGCAGACCACAUACAUGGGUUUCUUAGACUAUAGAAAACAAGCUGUGCGAGACAUUGGCAUCAGUCCCAACACCUGUUCUUUUAAUCCGGGGGUGUUUGUGGCCAAUAUAACCGAGUGGAAACGACAGAAGAUCACAAAGCAGCUGGAAAAAUGGAUGCUCAAGAAUGUCCAGGAAAACCUCUACAGUAGUGCAAUGGCAGGAGGUGUAGCCACACCCCCAAUGCUGCUUGUGUUCCAUCAGAAACACUCCAUGAUUAAUCCGAUGUGGCACAUCCGACACCUUGGGUGGAGCCCCGAUGCCCGCUACUCCGAAAACUUCCUCCAAGAAGCUCAACUUCUUCACUGGAAUGGCAGAUUCAAGCCUUGGGAUUACCCCUGUGCCCACCAGGAACUCUGGGAAAAAUGGUACAUCCCCGACCCAUCUGGAAGGUUCACGAUCAUGAGGCCCAAUAGCUGACCCUCCUGGCUAAAUGUGGAUGUGAGCGGAAGGAGAAGAGUAGCCACUAUACCUUUGCAUUUUUGCUUUUUCUUUUUGUUAAUUUUUGACUUUGCAACAGAGCCGCAGGUAAACAGAAGAGUAGCUGAACUCUUCGCGUGUAGUGUAGACUGUGAAUCUCAAAGCAGAUUAUUUGUACACACUUGCUGUAGAUAAAUGUUAGUUCUGUCCAAAUAUUAGGAUCAGUGCUGACUGGGAACUGAUUGUGUCUGGGGCCUGUGUGGACAUCACGUUGUAGGCUUGCGUGUACCCCAAAAAGCUCAAUGCAAUUUAAACUGCUUCGUCUGUGUGUAUGCAUAGGAAGCGUCUACAGUGGGGAACUGACAGUCAGAAAGCCUGCAGGUUCAGUUCCCACCAGGGAGCAAUGUGGUGACCCUCAGCUUAAGUGUAAAAGUAACUGGAUUUUAAGACACAGGAGCAACAGUCUCAUGUUAAAUACAAGCAUAUUUCAAAAUUAAAGGAUGGUAGAUUAAAUUAACUUGAACAUAAAAGCAACCUCAACAUUCAAUGAACAGAAAAAUAAAAAUCUCCAAAUUUGAAACCACCUAUAAAAAUCAUACAAGAACCACUGUAUUCAACAUGGGUAUUAAGGCCUAUAACUAACUUAUUUUUCCAGGCCUUUUGAAAUUACAUAAAUACAAUACAGAAUAUCGUACAAUUGUCAGAUUUGGAAUACAGUAUAAUAAAAUUCUUACCAGAAACUUGUUGAAAAGCAGUCCGGUGUUGCAGCCAAAUUUAUUACUUAACCAGGGAGUGCAGGAGUUGGAGGUGCAGGGUGUGUAUUGACAUUUGCUGAGCACAUCCUAUAAAAAUGACCAGCGUCUCAUAAAUGAAAUAUACAAACAACAAAAAAAGAAGUUAAUAGCAGAAUAAACAUGAGAAAAUCAAAGAAAGUGUGCUGUGUCCACCAGGGGUGUCGCACGGAAUUCUGGGCCCAAUACAUAAUGCAGUCUCUGUGGGCCCCUUCCUCUUGAUCCAUGUCUGUCACACGUUCUUUUCAUUCCAGGCUUUGAAGCAAAAGUGGACCCUAGGUAAUCAUUACCCUGUUUCCAACCUCACUACGAUGCCCAUGGUGUGCACUGGGGGUACGUCAUUCCAGCUCAAUUUUCUGAAUGUGCCGCUGGAGCACACGUCCUGUCUGUGAGUGUGUGUGUGUAUGGACCUACAGAAGGAAAAUGCCAGGCCAGACACACAGCUGUCUUAAGGAAUUCUAGUGUGGAGGAGCUGCUGACCUGCCUUCCAUUCAGAUAUUAUCAUCACCUUUGGGAAGCCCUGCAUCACAACAUCCCAAGACAGUGACCCUCCAUUGUGAAUGGCCACCAACAGCAACAGACAAUAACAGGAUGGCAUCCUCCAACUGCAGAGUCAGAGGCUUACUGACUCAGCAGCUGCAAAAUGCGGUCACACAAUAUGAACACAGUAGAAGGCGACUGGAGUUGUCAAUAGAUUUGCUAAUGUUUUCAUCAUUGCACUUUUUUUUCCUAUUAUUCUCAUUUGUGUAUUUAAGCAAUGAAGUUUGAAAUUUCAGCUCAAUGAAUGUUGCAUUUGUUUCUCCAUAAGCCCAUUGAAACACAUACAGUACAUUCAUACUUUUCCACACACUUCAUUGUGAUAUCAUUACGUUUUAAAUGGAAACAUUUGCCAGUUUUUGCCUCUCAAUCUACACUGCAUAAGCCAUAGUGACAAAGUGAAAACAUGUUUUCACGAAGGCUUGCAAAUUUAUUAAAAAUCCAAACCUGCAAUCUCUCAUUUAUUGAAGUAUUCAGCCGUGGGGCUCCAGAUUGUAAUGAGGUGCAUCCUGAUUGAAGUCCAACCAUCUGUGAUAAAUUCAGUUAACUGGACGUGUCCCUGUGUACAGAAGGUCCUACAAUUGACACUGCAUGUCUGGAUAUAAACCAAGUCCUGAAGUCCAAAGAACUCCUGGAUCAAGUUGUAGUGAGGAACAGAUCAGGGUAAGGGCAGAAAACCAUUUCUAAAGCGCCAAGUGUUCCCAGGAGCAGAGAGUUUCCUCAACAGUCAUAAAACAGAACAUUCGUUACUCUUCCUGGAGCUGGCCGUCCAGCCAAACUGGGUAACUGGGCAAGAAGCGCCUUAGUCAGGGAGGUGACCAAGAACCCAUUGGUCACUGUGACAGAACGUCAGAGGUCCUCUGACGAGAUGAGCUGCCAGCCCAGUGGUACUCCAACAUGUGAAAAGCAUACGCGUAUAACAGCUUAGUUGGAGUUUCCCAAACUGUGUUUAAAGGAACCUGAAAACAUAAGGAUAAAAGAUUCUCUAGUCCAGGGGUGUCAAACUCAAGGCCUGCGGGCCAGAUUGGACCCUUGGAGCUUUUUAAUGCGGCCCACGUCAUCUGCACUCAAAACAUGUUACAUAUGGCAUGGCAUAACUGAUUGGUUCUCUCAAAAAACUAACAUUUAACGUUAUGCUUCAAAUAUUGAUCAAAUCCAUUUAUAAUUUAGCCAAAUAUUUUUACCAGUCAUUAAAAUACAUUUCCAAUGUACAAUUGUGUAUAUUUGCGUAGCACAGUUCAUCAGAUCUAAUAAGACUGUUAAAAUAGAAACUGCUAAAAUAUGAAAAUUAAGAUGACAAGCCCUUCUGCUAUAAAGAACGUUAGGGUUUAAGCACGAUGACAAAGAUGGACCGAGUGAUAGGUAGACAGAGAGAUGCCACUCUGCUCACCUUUAACAGCUACCUUGGUGGCACUGUCUGCAAUUUUGAAAAAAAAGAUUUAAGGCUUACAGAUAUGCACGUACAUGUUUGGCGAACGUCCAUUAAACUUGCAAUGGUAAUGUUAUUGGUGACUGUGAAAACUGUGUUCAGCUUGGGGCAACUUACGAAUAUAAAAAUUAGUGGUCUGUCAAAGGACUUGGCGGUUGGCUCUGCAGUGCACUGUUGUUUAGAACAAAUGUUCUGAAUUUAUUUAAAUACAUCGGAAAAUGUAGAACAAGACAAGAAAAAAAACAAUGAAAACUUGUUUUAUUUCUCCGUGUUUAAAAUGUGAGUGAUACAGAAACAAAAGCUGCAUCGGUUAGUUAUAGUAGUGAUGACAUAAAAAUAAAAAUUAAAAAAACAACAAACGAGACCACCUAUCACCAUUUUCAAAUGUAUCUGACGAAUGGUCGUGCAGUGCAUUUUAAAUGAAAGGGUCAAAAACGAGUGACCAUCCACUAUAACUCGCCAACAUUUAUUAAGGUCAGCAGCUCUAGUGAUUCUGCUCUGCUUGUAUAUGUUUUGAUAGUUUUUUUUAAAAAAAAAAAAGGACGGGGGCUUGUACUGUGUUCACUACAGUAUGUGUACAGUGUGUGUAUCAUACAGUAUGACUGAUAAGAAGCAAGUACUGCAUAAGUGGAAUUCAUAUUUAUAAUUACACACCAUGAACUAGGAAGGGCUAAUUAAUACAAUGUGUUAAAAAAAAAGUAAAACUAGUACAAUAGCUAAAACUUAUUUAAAACAAAUACAUGUAUAUUUAUGUUUACAUAGUGUUUCAGCUGCAAAUAUCAAUUAAGUUUUCAAUAAGCAAGAAUAUUUCAUGAAUAAUUGUCUUUCCAUAAAAUUACAAUUAUGCUGACUCAAAACACAGUAAUGUAUAUAAUACCAAAAAAGUUGAAUCCACAUAUUAUGUUUAAGUUCUGAUCAAUCUCAUUUCAUUUUUUUCUUUACAAUAUUUUAAUAAAUGGAUCUGCAUAUAAAA